Messenger RNA from Odobenus rosmarus divergens (Pacific walrus), 2046 nucleotides. It is a transcript of the gene CCDC116, whose product is annotated as coiled-coil domain containing 116. The record is from RefSeq and is a predicted model, not a curated record. NCBI's taxonomy places the organism in Eukaryota, Metazoa, Chordata, Mammalia, Carnivora, Odobenidae. Gene Ontology annotation, cellular component: centrosome. The coding region runs from base 1 to 2046 and encodes 681 amino acids. The transcript is spliced from 4 exons.
AUGACCAGCUGCCGCCACCAUUCCGGAUACUUGGCAGACGACGAGGCCGGCCACCCCACCUACGUGGCCCGGGUAAGUCCGCCUAAGAAGCCACUGUUCCCAGAAAUGGGGCAAGCCUCCAAGUUGGGCCACAUGCCGCACCCACCAUCAAGGUACAUCCCCACAGACAGCUUAAGGCUCCAAGGCCACCGACGAAACCCAAGGGACGCUCGGCCCUUUGGUAGCUUCCUGGAUUUCCUCGUCGAGUGUCAGGUGCUAGACAGCCUACAGACGGUGGUGGAAGAGGCAACUGAGCGCGUGACCACUAUGAAGACAGCGGCUGGGGUGCCACUGGUGGAGGUGCAGGACCCGAUAGAGGUGCCGAGGGGUGGGCGGCGGGUGCGCGCCCGGCCCAGCCUCAGUACCCUGCACCGGCACCGGGCCCGGCCCAGCCUCUGCACUGGAUGGCCCAACAACUACCCAUCCUCCUCCAGCUCCACAUCUGACUCCCAUAGCAGCUUCACAGCUGGCUGGCUGGGCUCACACAGCCAGGACAGUGACCUGGGCACCCAUGGCAAGGGCUCACUGCCACCCAUGAAGGACAGGCUUUUGCUGGAGAAGAACCUCAAACGGCUGCUGAAGCUGGAGAACAGAGGGAAAGGCCUGGGUCAGUCCUGCUUCCGGAGGGACUCCCUGCUGUGGGACUCACUGGGCAGCCAGUCCAGCAGCCAGUGGACCCAGACCCAGGAGCCACCUCUGUCCUGGUUCUCAGGCCUACUGGACUCAAGCACAGGCACACCCCAAACAUCAGAGCCCGGGCCUGGAGAACAGGAACUGACCUUCCUCAAGCGAGGGUUUGAUAAGAAGAUCAAGUCCUUGUUGAGCCAGCCAGCGUCCUUUGACCCGCCUGGCUACUGUUCAUUCCGUGAGCCCCAUCAGACCCUGGACUUUCUGGCUGAGCACCACCUCUUCCCCGCCUUGCAGAGUGUGGUCCGCCAGGCUGUGGACAAGCUCAGUGGAGCCUGCCGCCACGAUGGCUGCCCUCUCUUCCCAUCAGAAUGGGAGCUCCCAACAGAGCCCAAUUCUGACUCCACAACAGGUUCCAAGCCAGCCACACCCACCGAUGGGGAGGAGCCCGAAGAUGUGCUUCCCACCCAAGUCUCCAGCUCCAAGAUGAUUCGAAGAAAGAGCAUCAAGGGCAGAGGAUGGGCCAAGCCCAAGGAAGGUGGUUCCCCUGUGUCUAGUACCCAAGUGGCCACCAGAUUCAGGAUCGAGAGCCCCAAUGACAAGUUCAUGAGGAAGAAGCCACUACCCUCCGUCUCUUCCAAGUCUACCGUAUCCCACCUCUCCAACCCCUUGUACGAGGAGCUUGUCAGCUACUUGGUGGAGCAGGUUGUGUCCUUGCUCAUCUACAAGUACAAGUUCGAGAAGAACCUUUCGAAGCAGCUGGGCUUCAUCUCCUUCCCUGUCACCGAGAUGCUCAUGGACCUCUUCCUGGGAUUCAAGAAGGUGACGGGGUCCCGCAUCUGCCUGUCCUCAAAGAUCGACUGGAGCUGUCUGCGGCGCAGGCUGGAGGAGGCCGAGUGGGACCGGCAGCUGUCCAAACAAGCAUCCCAGCAUGACUCCGCCUCCCAGCGCAGCUCCCGCCACGGCACCAUCCACCGCGGGGCCCCGCACCACGGGGCGCCCCACAGCAGCACGGAGUCGCCCUCCACACUGCUGGAGCCAGCCCCCCAAGCGGAUCAGGAGGAGGCCACGGAGUCCAGCUUCGACAGUGAGUUUCCCGACUCUCAGCUGCUGGCGGCUCAGGAGGAUACUACAGCCGAGGAGCAGGAACCCGCGAACCAGCGAGAGUCCAGGCCCUCCGUGUUCUCGGGCCCAGGCGUGGGCUCUCAUCAGCGUCAGGAAGUAGUAGACAUGGACAGUCAGAGCGAUGAGGUGGAAAAGGAUGAGCAGGAGGAGGAGGAUUUCUUAGGGGACAAUGGCCCAUUCCAGAGCUCCCCCGAGCCUCAAGUGGAGAUGGGGCUCAGCCACUCCACAAACGUGGGCCGCAGUAACCCUCCGUGA